GUGGUGUUUGCAUCGCGCUCGGAGACAGAGAAAACAGCUAUGCCUGUUCUGUUGCUGAAGAUGGUUAAUGGAGUAGCUGAGACGUCACUACCAAGCCAUAUUCAGAAGGAGAAUUUGAAUAAUUUGCGAGAAGGUGUUGAUUAUACCAACAAAUACUUUCAGGGAAUAGUUACACUUUCCUACCCAUUAACGAAACUUGCAGAUGGGACAGACUUUUUCAAGGUUGUUCUACAAGAUUUGAGUAACUCAUGUUCACGGAUCAACAGCAUCAAUGUUUUAAUGUAUGGAAAAAUGGCAGAGGAUUGUUCAAAAGUUCUACACCGUGAGGUAACAUUUAAACCUGAGCAUAUACCUGACAACUUUGCAGUUGCAGGAUUUAAAUUGGUAAAAUCGCCUACAGCGGCAGAGGAUGGUAGGCACGAUUGCCAUCUGGAGGUGUCUGAAGAUGCUGGAUCAGCUGUUUAUAUUUAUGCAAACUCAAAAAGAAUUGCUGCUUCAGAAACCUUAUCUAUGUCUGUUGCACCAAAAUAUGCAUAUACUUCUCUAAAUCAGCUUAAAGAUGGAACUAUAGUGAAUUUGUAUGGUGUUGUGAAAUUCUUCAAGCCUCCAUAUGUAAGCAAAGGAACUGAUUACUGCUCAGUUGUAACACUUGUGGACCCAUCAAAUGCGAAAUUAACGUGCACUCUUUUUAGUGGAAAUUUGGAUUCCCUUCCAAAAAUCUACAAAGUUGGAGAUGUUGUUCGAUUUCAUAGAAUAAAGAUCAGGGAGUACAAUGGACAGAUGCAGGGAAUUACCAGUGGGGGAUUUGCGUCCUUGACAUUUGAUGGAACUGUAGAAGCACCAAUAGUUCCUCGAACCUCUAGCAAAGUAUACACUUUCGUGGAAGAAGAAAUUAAAACAAUUAAAGAAUUACGUGUUUGGGCUGCCAGUAAUCUUUCCAUAUCUGGUCCUGCAGCAAAAUUGUCUGGUGUUCAGCCAAUGCUGUUUUUUGAUCUCACUUGCCAGCUGGUAGGAAAAGCAAAAGUGGAUGGAUCUUCUUUUCUUCUAAAGGUAUGGGAUGGCACAAAAUGUCCCUUCCCAACAUGGAAAGUGUCUGUGGAAAAAAGAGACCUGGAAGGAGAAAAAGAUCUUCUUCAUCAGCUGCGAAAUCUAACGGCAGACAUUCUAGUCUAUGAUAACCACAUGCAACUGGCAAAAUCACUUAAGAUUGGAAGUUUUCUGAGAAUUUACAGUAUUCAUGCAAAACAAGCUAGUGCUGACAAUGAAGAUGGAUCACAUAUAGAAUUUCAUCUCCAUGGUGGCACCUGUUAUGGUCGAGGAAUAGGAGUCUUACCAGAAAGUAACCCAGAAGUUAAGGAACUAAAAGAAUUCUUAGAAUCUGUGGAUCUGGCAGACAACCAAGAUAUGGAAUGCAUGUCUUCACUGAAAUUAGAGGGCACUUCUAACAGUGUUGCAGAUCUUGAAUCACACCUGCAGAGAUGUCAGCAGUUACCUGUUACAGUAUUAACAGAUCAUCAGGAUUUGAAGAACACAGACUUGAAAACCAUUUUGAACAGCACAGCUCCUCAGCAGUAUCGCAUUAGAGCAAAGCUGAGAACUUACCAACCUCAGAAGCUCUAUCAGUCUGUUAAACUUCAUUGUUCCAAAUGCAACUCUUUGCAAGAAGUCCCAACUGAAGAUGACUUUGACUUUAAUUUACAAGGCUCUGCUGUUACUGCCAAAAAAACAGAAUUAUACAAUGUGUCUUGGUAUGAUUCUAUAAUGUGGGCUACGCAAGACCAGAAACAAAGGAGAAUAGUUAUCCAUUUUGUAAGGCAUGAUGAACUGCUUCAGCAUCCUAAAGAUACUUUGCUUAUGGUAGAAGGUGGAACAUUAAAAGAAAUGUGGAAGCUUACAAAAAGAUUUAAAUGUGUUAUUCCUGUGAGAUCCACAGAAGAUGGUCUGCAAUUACUAGAUCUUUCAUCUCCUUUUCUUUUACAAGGGAACGUAAAAUAUUAUGGGUGCAAGCAGUGUUCAACUCCAAAGCCUAUCAACAGUCUAAGUUCCCUUGCAGCAGAACAGCAACCAUCAUGGGAACCAACUGAAAUAGCAGAAGUUUUAGGUAUUGAGCUACUCCAGUAUGUUUUUGUUAUGAAGUUUACAUUUGUUGAUGGAACAGGACCACUAAAUGCAUACCUUUUUGAUUAUGAAAAGUUUUUCCAAAUUCCUGCCUCUGAAAUCUUAACCAGCAAUUAUCUUCAGCAAAAGAUGGAGAUGACCAUGAAUACUCUCUGUCCUCCAGGAAGAAAAUUAGGUGACUUGCCAUGGCUGGAAUGCUUCAUCAAGUCCUAUAAUAUCAAAGAUGAGACGAAACAUCAAGUUUAUUACCAAAUUUUUGACACUACAGUUGCUGAAGAUGUUGUAUAGCAAGUGAUGUGUUGCUAGUAGGAAAUAAUCUUGAAAGAAUACAAUUUUCUUGUUUUUUGGAGGGGGAGAUCAGGAACUGUGGUUAAAAAAGUGACAUUAAGAAUUCAAUCAGUAUGUAUGAAGUUCUAGUUUGUAUAUUAAUGUGAUCAGGAAUUAUUCUUUGAUAUAUUUGCUACUUUCCUGGUAUAGAGCUUUAUAAUCUGUAUGCAAGUAGAGGUAGUAAGCUUUUUCACUGGAGCUUGCUUGGCUCAGACUGACAGAAGCAAUCUAGUAUCCAUCUGUCCUUCAAAAAAUGCAGUGAUGAGGUUAUUCUAAACUGGUGAGUUUUACUCAGAAGAUACACUA
This is a messenger RNA of Indicator indicator, 2751 nucleotides long. It is a transcript of the gene POT1, whose product is annotated as protection of telomeres 1. Bases 40 to 2406 code for a protein of 788 amino acids. Gene Ontology annotation, molecular function: G-rich strand telomeric DNA binding; telomerase inhibitor activity. Lineage: Eukaryota; Metazoa; Chordata; Aves; Piciformes; Indicatoridae. The record is from RefSeq and is a predicted model, not a curated record. The transcript has 21 exons. Gene Ontology annotation, cellular component: chromosome, telomeric region; nuclear telomere cap complex. Gene Ontology annotation, biological process: telomere capping; regulation of telomere maintenance via telomerase.